Molecule: messenger RNA, 3019 nt
Organism: Salvia miltiorrhiza (redroot sage)
Lineage: Eukaryota; Viridiplantae; Streptophyta; Magnoliopsida; Lamiales; Lamiaceae
Exons: 6
Coding region: 47-2581 (844 amino acids)
Molecular function (GO): protein binding
Source: RefSeq, a predicted model, not a curated record
AAUAUUUUUUUUCUUUUCCCUACUCCGCGGUAAAAAAAUAACCAAGAUGCAGCAAGUCAAUGAUCCGCCGCCGCCGUCCGCCGUGGAGGAGCCAGAGCCGCCGGAGUGCCCGGUAUGUCUGCAGCCUUACGACGCUGUGACAGCCAUCCCGCGCGUCCUGAGCUGCGGCCAGACCACCUGCGAAGCCUGCCUGAAGUUGCUCCCCCGCCCAUUCCCUAACACUAUCCGGUGCACCGUCUGCACCCUCCUCCUCAAAUUACCCAACUCGCUCUCUUCGCUCCCCAAGAACCUCGACCUCCUCUAUUUCUCCUCCCUUCUCCAUCGCACCCGCCCCCUCGAAGAGAAAACAGUAAUUCCGCCGGGAACAAAAUCGGCUUCACCUCCCUCUGUUUUGAAGCCGUGGCCGCAUGAGUUUUAUUGUAGAUGGAGGAGAUGGAUACUCCCAGAAGACUGUAUUUCGAUUGGGGGAGCUCGUCUGGAUAGUGAUGGUGGGGUUUUGGAUGGAAUUGUUUUGAGGUUUUUUGGGAGUGAUCGUGUGAUGGGGUGUGUUUUGAGAGAGAAAGAAUAUGUGGGUCUUGUUAAAGUUGGGAUUUUGGUGGAAGGUUCGAAGUUGAUCAAGCCAAGCUAUGAGUCGGGAAUCCUGACUGUUUUGUGGGGGAUGGGGGAAGAAGAGAGAGACAAAUUGGGGGUUAUUUUGAAUGCUGGUUUUAGAGUGAGUAAUGUGGGGAAGGCCUAUGGGUUUUGGUGUGAUGAGGCGGAUAAGAGCGUGUAUAUUGUUUUCCAGAAAUUUGCUUCGUCUAAUUUUAUUACUGAUUGUGUUUUCAAGAGAGGGAAGGUUGAAAAUGAAAGGCUCAUUGCUGAUGAAAUGAGUUUUCUGGGAGUGGUUGGUGUGGAAAUAUGUGAGGUUUUGAGCCGCUUGCAUUUAGAGGGGCUAACUGUUGGUUACUUGAGUUUGAAUUGUCUUGGUUUCGAUUAUUUUAGUCGUGUUUGUGUAGACUUAAGCGAGGUUGUAAAUAGCAGUAGGAGAGUUAGUAGAGCAGUGCAUAGGGCUUGCACGGAUGCGGAUUUUGGUUUGAAGGAUAUGUUAUUGGAUCAUCAAAACCUUGUGUUUCUUAGUCCGGAGGUGUUGUUGCAGUUAGUUGUGAAGGCGGCGGGGUGGUUUGAGAUGGAUUCGCUAAACGUGUAUGAAGUAGGUCCUGUUUCGGAUGUUUGGUCAGUGGCCUCUUUACUGGUUUGGGUUAUUGUUGGAAGCUCUUUUGUGAAAGAGAUGGAGUCUUUCUUGCAUUCUGUGGUUAAUGCUGUUAGAAAUGAAAAGGGUUGUGAUUACGCUGGUUUGUACGUAGUGUGGAUGGAGAAAGUUUCUGCGUUGUUGAAGAGGAGACUAGGAUUGGAUUUUGCUCCGUUGCUGGAUAUUUUGUGCAGAUGUCUGGGUUUAGAGCCUGGACAUCGGCCUAUGGCAACUGAACUAUGGAAAUGCUUGAGGGGGUUGGUUGUUAAACCUCAGUUUGAUAUUGGACUCACCUUGAGAAAUGAGCAGAGAAAUCAAGAGUCGGGUCAUUGUAUAGUACUAGGAGAUGUAUGGCGCAUGGUUGAUGAAACUGAGGAUGGUUCGAAGGGAGAAGAAGAGAGUGGUAAAGAUGAUGUGAGAUUGAGGGUUGAAGGAGAUGUAAUUGAUGGCAUCGCUCAUGGUAAUUUCAAAUGUCUAGAGAUGAAAGGUCAUCUUGGUUUCAUCACAGGAUUAGCUAUCAGUGGGGGCUUCCUCUUCAGCUCCUCGUAUGAUAAGAUAGUCAGUGUAUGGUCUCUGGAGGACUUCACUCAUGUUCAUUCGUUUAAAGGUCACGAGCAUAAAGUUAUGUCUGUUAUUUUCGUGGAUGGCAAACAACCAUUGUGCAUCAGUGGUGAUAAUGAAGGUGUUAUAUGCAUCUGGGACGCUAGUUUUCCCUUUUCCGAAGUGCCAAUUAAGAAGUUGCACGAGAAUAAGGAUUGGCGGUAUAGUGGCAUUCAUGCAAUGACAAAUUCUGGUACUGACUAUCUGUUCACCGGCAGUGGAGACAGAUUAGUAAAAGCAUGGUCACUGCAGGAUCAUAAUUUUGUGUGUGCUAUGAGCGGUCACAAGUCAGUAGUCUCGUCACUUGUACUUUGCAGUGGCGUCCUAUAUAGUGGAAGCUGGGAUGGGACUGUUCGAUUAUGGUCUCUUGGCGAUUAUAGUCCUCUAACGGUGUUGGGGGAUGACAAGCUCGGAAAUGUAGUACCAGUUUCGUCUCUUGCUGCUGAUCACAAUUUGCUCUUCGUUGGUCAUGACAACGGCAACAUAACGAUAUGGCACGAUGAUGUCCUCGUGAAGUCUACUCAGAGGCACGAAGGUUCCGUCUUCUCAGUCGCUACAAACGGGAAAUGGCUGUUUAGCGGGGGCUGGGACAAGAAAAUAAGUGUGCAGGAAGUAUCCGAAGCUGCAGAAGGGGUGGACGUCGUCCCUCUUGGGACCAUCGCCUGCAACUCCCCGAUAACGGCUCUGUUGUAUCGGCAUGGGAAGCUAUUUGUUGGUCAAGCCGAUAGAAUUAUAAAGGUAUGGUUUUAUUAAUUGUUAUAAUCAGUGCUAAUAAGAUGAUUAAUCAAAUCAAAUCAUAUCAUCUAUGACUCACCAUUAUUUCCUAAGCUUUAUUUUCUCUUUACAUACAAUCAUAUGGCAUUUACAGCAUGUCUAUACUAGGACCAGAUCAAAAAUUCUAUUUUCCUAAAUUGAGUUAAAUCUUAAUAUAUGAAGUUGAUGUGUGUGACAGGUCUACUAUGGAGUGUAGCAAGGGUGUGGAGAUUGUCUUUUUCAUCGAUCUCAUGGUUUCUGCAUUUCGAAAUAUUUGUGUAGAGUGAGGUUCAAAUGAGAACCUUCAUAUUGUGAGAAUGUAGUAAAUUUAUACGUACAGUGUCAAUUUAUGUAUGUAUACCGAAAAAUGUAAAGAGAUGGAAGGUAGAUAUCAAUAUCUCAACGUCUUAUUUAGAUCGAAAUUUAAGAUUUUGAUAA